This is a messenger RNA of Cimex lectularius (bed bug), 1809 nucleotides long. It is a transcript of the gene cta, whose product is annotated as guanine nucleotide-binding protein subunit alpha homolog. Gene Ontology annotation, biological process: Rho protein signal transduction; adenylate cyclase-modulating G protein-coupled receptor signaling pathway. The transcript has 3 exons. Gene Ontology annotation, molecular function: D5 dopamine receptor binding; guanyl nucleotide binding; G-protein beta/gamma-subunit complex binding. The coding region runs from base 220 to 1326 and encodes 368 amino acids. NCBI's taxonomy places the organism in Eukaryota, Metazoa, Arthropoda, Insecta, Hemiptera, Cimicidae. The record is from RefSeq and is a predicted model, not a curated record. Gene Ontology annotation, cellular component: brush border membrane; heterotrimeric G-protein complex.
GACGGCGAUCCGCUGGAAAAAGUCAAAAACGGCGAAGAGGUGGAGGCCGGUGGGAGAGGGGACGGGCGAAGAGGGAGAGAACGCGAUGGAAGAUGGAAGGGGGCAGGGGCGACGGCAGUGGGUGAAGUGAACGUGUCGGACGUGAACGGGCGAACGGACCCGCCUCUGAAAAUUGUGAACGAGUCGGCGACGGUUUUGAGUGGGCGUCGUGCGGCGGGCAUGGCCGGCGUCGUCUUCUCGUGCCCUUGCUGCCUCCGGCUCAAGUUCAGCCCGGAGGAGAUCGAACAGCACUACAGGAGCCAGGAGAUCGACAAGAAGCUCGAGGAGGAGAAACAGAGCUUCAGGAGACAGGUGAAGCUGCUCCUGCUCGGGGCGGGCGAGAGCGGAAAGUCAACCUUCCUCAAGCAGAUGCGCAUCAUCCACGGGGUCAAGUUCGAGCCGGAGUCCGUGAGGGAGUACCAGCACAUCAUCUACCAGAACAUCGUCAAAGGGAUGAAAGUGCUCGUCGACGCGAGGGACAAACUGGGCAUCCCCUGGGAGCGGGCCUCGAACGCCGACGACGGCCGCCGGCUCCUCGGACACGACAACGGCACUCCUCUCGACGCCAGGCUCUUCCUCCAUUAUUCGCCCAUGCUCAACAACCUGUGGAAGGACUCCGGCAUCCGACGGGCCUUCGAAAGGCGGAGGGAGUUCCAGCUCAGCGACUCCGUACAGUAUUUCCUCGACGAACUGGAAAGGAUAUCCAAACCGGACUAUGUACCAACAAAUAAAGACAUCCUUCACGCUAGAAAAGCCACAAAGGGAAUCUCAGAGUUUACAAUUUCGAUAAACAACAUUCCAUUUCGAUUUGUGGAUGUCGGUGGGCAACGAUCGCAGCGGCAGAAGUGGUUCCAGUGUUUUGACUCUGUCACGUCGAUUAUUUUUUUAGUCUCAUCUUCCGAAUUUGACCAAGUCCUUGUUGAAGACAGGAAAACAAAUCGUCUUGAAGAAUCGAGAAACAUAUUCGACACGAUAGUCAACAACCUUGUGUUCCGAGGUGUUUCGAUAAUUCUUUUCCUAAACAAGACGGACCUGCUCGCCGAGAAGCUCAAAUCAGGAGAGACCAACAUCAGAUGGUACUUCCCAGAGUUCACGGGAGACGAGAAGAAACUGGCUGACGUCCAGGCGUUCCUCCUCGAGUACUUCCGCUCCGCAAAACGCGACCCAGAAAAGAGGCUGUUCUACCAUUUCACGACUGCAGUGGACACUGAAAACAUUAAAGUCGUAUUCAACGCAGUCAAGGACACGAUUCUUCAUAGAAAUCUAGAAUCUCUUAUGUUACAAUGAAAUCUCAAUUGUUUUUUUCCCUUCUUUUUUCAACAAUGUGUUUUGACUUAUUAAAAAAAAAGCUUUAAUAAUUUUUGUUUUGAAUCUAUUCUAUUUUUGUUUUAAGGUACAGUUUUCAAUAAUAUUUACAGUAAUAUUAGUUUUGACUUAAAUUGAAUCGUUAUGUUUAACUGUUUUGACAUCAAAAUGUUUAUUCACCUGUUGUUUUUUUUUUUUAAAUAUGCCAAAUCUGAAAUCUUCCCACAUCGUAAUUUUCAUUUCUGCUAAUAAAUACGUUUCCCUUCUCAGAAGUGUGCAAAGACUGUAAGACAUGAAAUAAAUCAUCGUAAUUAAAUGUGCCUUAAUGGUGAAAGUCUGUGCCUAUGGUUGAUUAUCGGUUGUAUUUGUGUCUAUGGAAAUAUAGAUACAGAAUUUAUUUAUGUAAAUAACCUAUGUAAAGUUGUACAUAUUUAAUGGAGAAAAAAAUCAGGAUACAGUUUGUAC